Oncorhynchus mykiss (rainbow trout) is the source of this 816-nucleotide messenger RNA. RefSeq names its product microsomal glutathione S-transferase 2 (gene mgst2). Gene Ontology annotation, cellular component: endoplasmic reticulum; membrane; nuclear envelope. Gene Ontology annotation, molecular function: leukotriene-C4 synthase activity; glutathione transferase activity; enzyme activator activity. Lineage: Eukaryota; Metazoa; Chordata; Actinopteri; Salmoniformes; Salmonidae. Gene Ontology annotation, biological process: leukotriene biosynthetic process. The record is from RefSeq and is a predicted model, not a curated record.
UGGUACUGUAUAUAGGUCUACUAUAUUUUUAUUUUUUCUAUCAGAAGUGGACUUCCACCUGUUUUCACCAAGCUUCCUAAAACAACCUCUCCUCAAUAUUAUGGGCGGGCUAUAGAAAUUUUGCUCUGGGCCAUUCAUAAUACAAGAACAUACUUGUUGACAAUGGGUGUGACUUGACUUUCCCUAAGGAAGUUACUCAAACCAACCCUGAGUUUUAACAGUGGGCAAACCGUAUCUCUCUUAGGCUAAAACUAUACUCAAAUCAUGACUACAGAAAUACCCGUUCUGCUGGCUGCCGUGUCUCUGUUUUCUGCCCUUCAAAUGGUGUACCUGGCGAGACAGGUGGGGCUGGCGAGAAUGACACACAAGGUCAUGCCACCCACUGUCACUGGACCACCGGAGUUUGAGAGAACAUUCCGGGCACAUCAGAACAAUGUUGAGUUGUACCCAGUCUUCCUAGUGGUGCUGUGGACUUCUGGACUGCUCUUCAGUGAAGUGCUUGCUGUUCUUGGAGGUGUUGUGUAUAUGGUGGCUCGGCACAUGUAUUUCAGUGGAUACGUCAUGUCCACUAAAAAAAGGUUGCCUGGGUUUUACCUGACUUUGGGUGCCUUAUUCUUCUUGUCUGUGCUGAGCACCAUUGGUAUUCUUCAUGGCAUUCUCCUUGAAUACUUUUACAAAAUAGUUUCUAUGAUGGUAACACAUUAGCAAUGAAUAUUAACAAAUGGAUGGAGGAAAUGCCAUGGUAGUGACGUUUCUGUUUUGUUCUAUACAAUUGUGAAACUCCUAAAUAAAUAAAAUAUAUAUUUUUUAAAAGUG